Acanthopagrus latus (yellowfin seabream) is the source of this 6752-nucleotide messenger RNA. RefSeq names its product histone deacetylase 7a (gene hdac7a). Gene Ontology annotation, cellular component: histone deacetylase complex. The transcript is spliced from 26 exons. The record is from RefSeq and is a predicted model, not a curated record. Gene Ontology annotation, molecular function: histone deacetylase activity. Lineage: Eukaryota; Metazoa; Chordata; Actinopteri; Spariformes; Sparidae. Bases 723 to 3617 code for a protein of 964 amino acids. Gene Ontology annotation, biological process: negative regulation of transcription by RNA polymerase II; chromatin organization.
UCAGAAGCUCAUCGCUCUCCAGCAGCACUGGUCUGGAGGUUUUUGACAGCAGAUGGAGCCACAGUGUUACGUGCCUAUUAUUUUAAUUGACACAAAGUCCUCACAGCGGGGGAACAAAGUUAGGACUGUUGGCUAAGUUUUACGGAGCCGGGCGCGGAUUGGCUGCGGCGUGCGCCCAAUGGGAGUCAGUCAGUGCGCGAAAACAAUAGUCCUGAAGGUCCGCGUGAAGUCAAGGCUAUUUUUGGUGGGACCCGCCUCGCUGGCUAUUUCUGUCAGCAGGAGAGCUGAGCAGAGAGGAGCGGAGCUGAGCUGAGCUGAGCUGAGGGGAGGGGGCAGGACCGGAGGGGCCGGACUUUUUUUCUUUCUUUUUUUUUUUUCUUUCCCGCAACUUGCCUCCGAUAAGACUCUCUUCUUUCCCUCCGCCUCCUCUGUACUGUGCAGCGCUGACAACACCAGCGGCGCCCACCAUCACCUCCCGUCGGGUCCUCGCUCCGCUGGACGCCCGGGGAUUUGUUUAGCUGGAUUAUUUUCACACGUUUGGACUGUCUCGAGAGGCUUCCCCCCCCUGUUUUUCCCUUUCUUUUUAGGUGUUAACCGGUUGUGUCUGACAAGAUGGAAUCAGCACUGGUAACAUCAUAAAGACAGAGAGGAAGGACGACAUAUUUCACACAGUGGCAGAUUCCUCUGUGGCAGUUCCGGUGUCGUGCGCAGCCUUGUUUCCCAUGGACCUCAGGGUGGGAGAGCGGGGCAUGCGCCCUGGUUCGGACACGGCACUCCUCACCCCGCUGCACCCGCCAUUACUCCUCUCACCGUUCUCCCCUCAACCUCGCACCUCCUUCUCCCAACAGCAGCUGCAUCAGCACAUCCGGUUUAAUAUGGAGCAGAGGAGGCGAGAGCAGGAGCACCAUGAGAAACAGCAGGAGCUGCAGCAGCUAAAACACAAAGACAAGAGUCAACAGAGUGCGGUAGCCAGUUCCCUGGUAAAACAGAAACUCCAGGAGGUGAUUCUUAAGAAGCAGAAACAGGCUGCGUUGGAAAGAACAAACUCCAACACUCUGACUGCAGCUCCUGUAGCAUACAGAAAGCUGGGCCCUGACCCCAGUUUAUCUUCCCAGCCUCUGGUCUCACCACCAUCACAGCCUUCCUCUGAUGGUUCAGAAGGGACGCCGCUUCGUAGAGCAGCAUCUGAGCCCAAUCUGAAGGUGAAACACAAGCUAAAGAAACACCUGAACACCCGCAAGAGCCCACUCACCCGCAAAGAGAGUGCCCCACCUACUAUCAGACACAGAGUACCUGACACACUGGACUCGUCCCCCAGCAGCAGUAGCACUCCGGUCUCUGGCUGUAGUUCUCCUAAUGACAGCCUGCCCAAUGAGAAUGGGCUACUGCCAUCUGCAGGAGGCCUCUCACAUGAGGCCCAGAAACUGCUGCUCAGAGAUGGCACUCUAGCUAACUUCACCAUCCAGAGUCCGUCCACUCUGCCCACUAUCACACUGGGACUACCAGCCAACGCAAGGGCUGAAGGAGAGCUGUCCUCGCUGAAAGUUGGCCGGGUGCCUGUGGUCACAGCCGGAGGCUCGUCGGUCUUCCUCCCCCUGAGCAGAGAGGAUCAGGCUGGGCAGCUGAAUCCUCACCUGCCUGUCAUCAUCCUGGAGCCCUCUGGACUGGUACACGCUCCACUACUUACUGUUCCAGGUCUAGACUCAGUUCCACUACAGUUUGCCCCCCAGUUAGAACACCUGACACCUGGAGGCGCUCAGACCCACAAACCCCUGAGCAGAACACGCUCAGAGCCCCUCCCCCAGAGCCAGCGGACCCUUCACACACAUCUCCUCCAACAACAGCACAACACACAACUACUGGAGAGGCUCAAACAGCAAACCCACCUGGGCAAGCUGAUGUCUAAGUCCAGUGAGAAGCCCAGACUGCAUCAGAUUCCCUCUGAGGAUAUGGACUCAGAGGAUGGUGGCGGAACGUCGCCCACAGAGCUAACCUAUCAGAGCAGAGUGAGGGCAGAGUCACUAAGGGAGGCGGAGCCAACAGCAUCCAAAAGCCAGGAAGACCAAAUGAACCUGCAACAUGCACUCAUACUCAACCAGUCAUUGCUAUGGGAACAGCAGAAACAGCUGCAGCAGCUGCAUCGACAGAUGGAGACGCUGGCAGUACCCAUGUUGCGUGGUAGCGGCGGGGUUGGUAGCGGGUUGGGUGUCCAUCGCCCCCUGUCGCGCACACAGUCAUCCCCGGCCUCCACCUCUCUCACUCUGCCUGAGAAACCUCUGAGCUUGACCCCACAGGAUACAAGCAGCAAACCACGCUUCACCACUGGCCUGGUGUAUGAUUCUCAGAUGCUGAAGCACCAGUGUACAUGUGGAGACAACAGCAGUCACCCAGAGCAUGCUGGGAGGAUACAGAGCAUCUGGUCCAGACUACAGGAGAGAGGCCUGAGGGGACAGUGUGAGAGUAUUCGAGGUCGUAAAGCCACACUGGAGGAGCUGCAGUCAGUCCACACAGAGCGUCAUGUGUUGCUCUACGGCACCAACCCACUCAACAGACUGAAACUGGAUAACCGCAAACUGGCUGGAAUCCUCUCUCAAAGGAUGUUUGUGAUGUUACCAUGUGGGGGUGUAGGGGUUGAUAACGAUACAACCUGGAAUGAGUCGCACACAUCUACGGCAUCACGCAUGGCAGCAGGAAGCGUUGUAGAGCUGGCCUUCAGAGUGGCCAAAGGAGAGCUAAAGAAUGGCUUCGCUGUAGUCAGACCGCCAGGGCAUCACGCAGACCCCUCCAAUCCAAUGGGUUUCUGUUACUUCAAUUCUGUGGCCAUCGCUGCUAAGCAGCUCCAACACAAGCUCAGUGUCAGCAAGAUCCUCAUCGUUGACUGGGAUGUCCACCAUGGCAACGGCACCCAGGAAGUGUUUUACAGUGACCCUAGCAUCCUCUACAUCUCUCUUCAUCGCUAUGACGAUGGAAAUUUCUUCCCUGGCAGUGGGUCUCCAGCUGAGGUUGGUUCUGGAGCAGGUGAGGGCUUCAAUGUGAAUGUGGCCUGGACAGGAGGACUGGACCCACCAAUGGGAGAUGCUGAGUACCUCGCUGCAUUCAGGUCUGUGGUGAUGCCCAUCGCCCAGGAGUUCUCUCCGGACGUCGUCCUGGUGUCGGCUGGGUUUGAUGCCGCCGAGGGAAACCCAGCUCCUCUGGGAGGGUACAAGGUCUCCGCCAAAUGUUUCAGCUUCCUGACCCGCCAGCUGAUGUCUCUAGCAGGAGGUCGUGUGGUUUUGGCCCUUGAGGGAGGUCACGACCUUACAGCUAUCUGUGAUGCUUCUGAAGCCUGUGUCAGUGCACUCCUGGGCAUACAGGACCCACUGUCAGAAGAAGUUCUGCUCCAGAAGCCCAACGCUAACGCAGUCCGCUCCCUGCAGACUGUCAUACAGUUACAAAGUCAGUACUGGCAGAGUUUGAAGGCCUACAGCGGAUCAGUGGGUCUGUCCUACCUAGCUGCUCAGAGAAGAGACUGCGAGGAAACAGAUGCUGUCAAUGCUUUGGCCUCUCUCUCUGUGGGAGUUCUUUCCAACAAGAGCAUCCCCGAUGAGCCAAUGGAGCAUGACAGUGACUCCAUGUAGAAGGAUCUGACCAAUCACCUCACAGAACUCGCUAUCAGGAUUUGGGCUGCACCUGAAAAGCCUCAGAUCUCCUGCGCUGUCACAUGACCAAUGAAGGGGACGUGUUUGUAAUGCCACUGAGCCCCGCCCAUCUGCCUUACACACACACACACACACACACAUGCACAUCCAGCGACACACCAUGCUGAACCUCCUCAGACCUGCCGCAUGUGCACCUCAAGGCUGGCCACCACUCAGCUGAAGCCAGCAGCACUACCUGCAACUGAGAAACCUUCUGAAACCUCACCAAAGAGCAAUACCAGAAGAUUUGUAAUCGACUUUUCAUGUCUGCUGACUGACAGUGGAUUUUGUGUGUGUUGUUGGAGGUCCAGUACCACAGCUCUGUGACCACAAACCUUAAAAGAACAGACAGAAUUCAGAGUGCCGCUCUGAUUCUUCUCGAAGCACUAUGUACCAGCAGCUGUUUUGUUGCCUUAACUUUGCCUUAAUGUAACGACCAACAUCAGGUUUCGGAUGGAGACUUUGGAUUAUAAAUUCCUUUCUCUUCUGCCACUUUGAAGCAAAAGUAGACCAAAUGGGAUGCAAAUGGCAGAAUGAGCCGAUGACAUCAGGUGAAAGCAUAUUUAUGCAUACAGCUGACGGAUAAAAUGCAAAAAUUUCAACAAGAGGAAGUGGCCACAACACAGAGAGGAAGAAUAUGGAGAGUGUCUGUUUUAAUGAUGUCAUUACACACAGUUUAACCACUAGAGAAGACAACAAAGAACUGGAGAGAGAAAGAGAAAAUGAAGACACAAAAUGGACAACUGUGGGUUUGUAGAAACAAAGAAGAGGCAAAUGGCCUUGUUGUUUUAUUGCACUGUUCAUUCCAUAAUGUGAACCAUAACAAAUUCCAAAGCUCUGGGAAAAAAAAAAAAAAAAAAUCCAACUCCUCUCUGUAGGUUAUUUAAUAGUUUUUUGAUGAUCUGGAUGAUGUUUCUUAUUCGUUUCCCACUCUUCUUCUGAGAUGUCUUAUGAAGUCUCUGACUCACUAUAAGGACACGCGUCGGCCGAAAUAUUGACGAGUCAGAUUUCCUAUGAAGUUAAUCUGCAAAGUAGGCAAGAAUUUAAAAGCAGGAUUUUUUUCACUGCUGUUCAGUGUCUUAAAUGCACACACGUACACAUACACAUACUUAUACACACAUGUACAAAGCAAUGAUGAACUUUUGAUGUACCACUAGUAUUGAAUACUGUAUCAUAUUGUUUAUAUUAGAGACUAAAGGAGCGUUCAUUCCACCGUGGCACCACUGAGGACCAUUGUAUUGUUCUUAUAGUAGCAAUAAUGUUAAUGCACUUGAUGGACAUCACCCAAAGAAAACUGCCUUAAAUUAGCCUGCACUUGGCAACAGUAUGGAAGCAACACAAGGGACCAGUAUGGAUACUGCUCUUUACAGCGACGCUACUUUGAGAAAACGCCGUUUGAACCUGUGGAUUUUAGGUUCACAUCAUAUAUGCAGACUUUUGUAUACUGUUUGUUUUGAUGGUGUGUACAGUGACCUGGCUUGGUUUGGAUGCUGUUUUUAUGAGUCACAGGCUUUAUCACAAUCUAAUUAAGAAAAACUAAGGUAUUGUCUUUUGUGAACUUGAGUGUUUUUCCGCAGUAGCAGCUCUUCUUGUCACGUUGCAGUCGAACUAGACAGUGCCACGCUAAACUUGUCAGUCCAUCAUCCGAGCUGAUGUUUGAAGUCGAGGUCAUGUUGCUCGUUCAUUUAAAGAAUUUCCUGACCGCCCUGUUACACGAGCACGAAAGGGUUCUGCAUUCCAGAGGGGGAAAAAAAAAAAUAACAGGAUCGUGUUUCUUAGUUUGGAGGUGUAGCAAAAUACAGCUAGUGGAUGUGCGUUUUUCAUGCACAUGAGGUUUGAUCUGUUUAGACUUUUGAUGACCAAUACUAAUGUUUUUGUUUUUUUUUAGUAAAGCUGCAGAUAGUCAAUGUAAAUGUUUAAAUUUGCGGCCAGACUUAUUUUAUUUAGGGUGUUAAAGCUACUUAAAAGCACUAGACACUAAAACGGAGGCUAAUGAAAUUCAGAUUGGACUAGUUAGCUGCUUUUACAUGGCUGUGUCUGAGAAUUGUGGCUUGAGAGCUUUCCUCUGAGAAUUUACAUCCAUGAUUGGAUUUAAAGCAGCACAAUCAGAUUAUUCAGCUCGUCUGAGCAGCGAUUUGAUAAAAGAGUGACACUUAAUAUUGCAGCAUUUGUAAAAUCUAGAUUAACACAAUCUGCACAGUGAGUUAAUAUGACCAACGGAAGGAAGUAUUUUCAGUCCAGCAUUCAGGUAGGAAAGUGUUCGAGUGCUGAGUUUGCUUUAGUCAGACCCUGGGCAUCAUCUGCCCAACAGAAGGCCUCUGAGCUUUGAUAAUAAACAAAAGUGAAGAUUUUGCCAUCGCAUCGCUGUUGCCCUACUGCUUCACCCCAGUAGGAAACUAUUAAAUACGUGUUCCAUAAUUGGUGCAACUGUAAAGCAUGUCAUUGAUUUAGUGUUGUUCAUAGUGUUCUUAACAGCAAGUGACGGCAUUUAAACAAUGCUGUGUCUCUCUUAUACACCGUGCCCAGCGAGUGCAUGCGGUGCCUAUGAAGUAAAUGUUAUCCGAGUAUACGUGUGAGUGUGAGAGGGAGAAUGUUAGUGAUUGCAUGUGCUUCGUUAAUGCAUCUGUACGUGUUAGAGUGCGUGUGUUUGUCCGUCAGAUACUGUAAAUGACCUCUCCUGUAUUAUAUUCCCAGUGGCUGUUUUUUUUUUGUUAGUCUUAUGUAGAGGCCAGUACUGCCUCAACUCUUAAUUCCCUUUAUUACUGAUGUCAUUUGUACCUUCUUCUUAAAGAAAGACACUGUAAAUAGAAACUCCAAGACCAAAAUACACAUGACACACAUGUGCCUUGACACAUUCAGUAGUAUGUGUAUUGGUAACGCUUAACUAACUGGAUUUACAGUAACUCUGUAUCUAUAAACAUGACAUUGAAAUCUUUGUUUCAUGCUAUUCUUUAUUAUUUACCUACAUGUGUUAUCACAUUUUCCUACCAUGUGUCUGUAUAGAAAGAUUGUCUAUUUUGUACUGUUAUUUUUGUCUUUUCCUCUUGAUUAAAGAAAUAAUUUCCAAGUAAAAGA